AUGGAGCUAUAUGGAAGUUACAAAUCAUGUUUGGUGUGGCCCAAGCUGUCUGAGGUGUCUCAGCAAAUCAAAUGGGAUCGACCGCAUCUGCAUACCGUUAUUCUUAACUGUGAUGGUGCUUUAGACCGAGAAGGAGAAAUGAGAGGUUUGGGGGGCUGUUAUAGAGAUAAUGAAGGGAGAUUCAUAUGUGGUUUUGCUACUUUUGGUCCACCCGAGUUGAAUGUGUUAGAUUCCAAAGAAGCAGUGGUGAUGCUCAAGGGAGCUUUGGAGUGGUGGAGUAAUUUGGGCAAUGUGAUGGAGGAUAUUAGAAGAUUAAUGGUGGAUCGUGGGUUGGUUGAUGUGGUGUUUCAACCUCGUGCUGGUAAUAGGGCAGCACAUGCAUUGGCCCAGUUUGGAUUGAAGAAAGGUUUGCGGUUUUUUUGGGAAGAUAUUGCCCCCUUUGGCUGGAGCAUGUACUAG
This is a messenger RNA of Prunus armeniaca (apricot), 459 nucleotides long. NCBI's taxonomy places the organism in Eukaryota, Viridiplantae, Streptophyta, Magnoliopsida, Rosales, Rosaceae. The record is from the annotation of a GenBank genome assembly.